UUUAUCAGCGAGUGCGGUUGCUACGCUGCGGUUUUGCACUCAGACCGUCAGGGAACUAACUUGAUGCACACACCCGAAAACUGAUAGCUUCUACCACUGAUAGUAUUUCGUAUAAAAACUGCCGCUAGGCCCAUAAUCGUCACUACCACUUCACAGCUCCUGUGAAGUGUGAACGUUAUUUUUUUUUUAUUUAAAUAAUUUUAUUAAUUUUCAACAUGGCUCAGUUGGUGAAGAGUUUCCAACUUCUGUUCGAUCGCCCUAAUGAGCCCCUUAUCACGCCGAAGGGCGACAAAGGGACUCUCUUCCAGCUUACUGAGGACCUGUUGCCAAAAGACUACGAAGCUAAUGGCCUGGAGCUGAACAACCGCUUCGGCGACGACGCCGAGGACAAGAUUCCGCUGAAGCCUCUUCGGAGCCCCCCGAGAUUCCCCAUCGCCUCUCAGCUGCCAGUCGACGCGGACUUCUCUCUAUUCCUGCCAAGACACCAAGAGAUGGCCACGGAGGUCAUUGACACACUCUUGAGUGUCCCAACGGACCAGUUGCAGGACUUGCUGUCGACAUGCGUGUACGCACGGGGCAACUUGAACCCUCAGCUCUUCAACUAUUGCUACUCAGUAGCUCUCAUGCACAGACCUGACACCAAGAACAUUCCAAUUCAGAACUUUGCCGAAACAUUUCCUUCAAAGUUCUUGGAUUCGCAAGUGUUUGCCCAAGCCAGAGAAACGGCCGCUGUAGUACCCCGAGAUGUUGCCCGAACUCCUAUCAUCAUUCCGAGAGAUUACACGGCAACUGACUUAGAAGAGGAACAUCGUUUAGCUUAUUGGCGUGAAGACAUCGGCAUCAAUCUUCACCAUUGGCAUUGGCACUUGGUGUACCCAUUCACUGCCACUAAUAGAGCCAUCGUAGCUAAAGACCGAAGAGGUGAACUAUUCUUCUACAUGCAUCAACAAAUUAUAGCACGCUACAACUGUGAGCGUCUAAAUAACGCUCUAAAAAGAGUAAAGAAGUUCAGCAACUGGAGGGAGCCUAUCCCAGAAGCGUACUUCCCAAAGUUAGACAGCCUGACUUCAUCGCGUGGUUGGCCUCCGCGCCAGGCCAACAUGACUUGGCAGGACUUGAACCGGCCGGUAGAUGGCCUUAACGUGACCAUCUCCGACAUGGAACGCUGGAGGAGGAAUCUUGAGGAAGCUGUAUCAACAGGCUCUGUAACGUUGCCAAACGGAACGAAGCAGCCCUUAGAUAUCGACACGCUCGGCAACAUGGUGGAGUCCAGUAUCCUGUCCCCCAACCGGGACCUGUACGGCAGCGUGCACAACAACGGACACAGCUUCUCCGCGUACGUGCAUGACCCGAAUCAUCGUUACUUGGAAUCUUUCGGCGUCAUUGCGGACGAGGCUACUACGAUGCGCGAUCCAUUCUUCUACCGCUGGCAUGCGUGGAUCGACGACUUCUUCCAGAAGUAUAAGGAGUCCAGCUAUGUUCGUCCAUACACACGAUCUGAGCUCGAGAACCCAGGCGUGCAAGUGACAUCAGCAGCCAUAGAGACGACAGGAGGAAACAGGAACACACUAAGCACCUUCUGGAUGUCCAGUGACGUGGAUCUAUCACGAGGCUUGGACUUCUCUAACAGAGGGCCUGUGUACGCGCGCUUCACGCAUCUAAACCAUAGACCUUUCAGAUAUGUAAUCAACGUUAACAACUCGGGCAACGCGCGACGCACCACUGUCCGAAUCUUCAUCUGUCCGAAAUUCGACGAGCGCAACCUUGCCUGGACCCUCUCUGACCAGCGGAAGAUGUUCAUCGAGAUGGACCGAUUCGUAACGCCUUUGAAAUCAGGCCAGAACACCAUCACCCGUCAGUCCACGGACUCCAGCUUCACUAUCCCGUUCGAGCAGACGUUCCGCGACCUUUCCGUCCAGGGCGACGACCCCCGACGUCAAGACCUGGCUGGCUUUAACUUCUGCGGGUGUGGAUGGCCUCAACAUAUGCUGGUGCCGAAAGGAUCAGAAGCCGGGGCUCCGUAUGUGCUGUUCGUCAUGCUUUCAAACUACGAACUGGACAAGAUUGAGCAAGCAGAUGGAAAGGAGCUGUCCUGCAAAGAGGCGUCCAGCUUUUGCGGUCUCCGCGACAGGAAAUACCCUGACGCGCGCGCCAUGGGUUUCCCCUUCGACCGGCCUUCACGUACUGCCACUAAUAUUGAAGACUUCAUUCUGCCUAACAUGGCUCUCACUGAUAUCACAAUACGGCUGAAUAACGUGACGGAACCCAACCCAAGGAACCCACAGCAAUAACCUUAAAAAGCAAGUCUUUCAAAUACAAACAACUAAUUAAGACUUAAUGGAAUCUUUUUAGUGGCAUAUAGAGAAUAGAAUUGAUGUCAAAAAAUGUAUGCAAUAUAAAAAAAUAAAGGCUGAUUUUAAACAAGUUUAUGAAUAAGUAUUGUAUAUAAUGUAAUUAUUUAGGAGGUAGAGCUACUUUAAAAUUAUAUGACCCAUU
Messenger RNA from Amyelois transitella, 2496 nucleotides. RefSeq names its product phenoloxidase subunit 2 (gene PPO2). The transcript has 12 exons. The coding region runs from base 216 to 2291 and encodes 691 amino acids. NCBI's taxonomy places the organism in Eukaryota, Metazoa, Arthropoda, Insecta, Lepidoptera, Pyralidae. Gene Ontology annotation, molecular function: oxidoreductase activity. The record is from RefSeq and is a predicted model, not a curated record.